UAUAUUAUAAAAGAAAGUGUUAUUCUCUGGUUAAUUCUAUCAACUUGUCUUGUUAACGGCCUGAUUUCUGUUUUUCUAGAGGAAACAACUUUCCUGCUGUCAUCGCAAAACAAUAUGGCUGAUGAAAGAUCUGAAGAACAGAAGAGAAUUGACGAAUGGCUUCCCAUAACGUCUUCAAGGAAUGCAAAAUGGUGGUAUUCAACAUUCCACAAUGUCACUGCUAUGGUUGGAGCCGGUGUCCUCAGUCUUCCUUAUGCUAUGGCUGAACUUGGAUGGGGACCUGGUGUAACGGUGCUGGUGAUAUCUUGGGUUAUUACUUUGUACACUUUAUGGCAAAUGGUUGAGAUGCACGAAAUGGUUCCAGGGAAACGUUUCGAUAGAUAUCAUGAGUUGGGCCAAUAUGCUUUUGGGGAAAAACUGGGGCUAUGGAUCGUGGUGCCCCAACAGCUAAUUGUAGAAGUUGGUGUUGACAUUGUUUAUAUGGUGACUGGGGGAAAAUCACUCAUGAAGGUCCAUGAUUUAUUGUGCAAAAAUGAUUGCACAACUAUGAAACUUAAACACUUCAUCAUGAUCUUUGCCUCUGUCCAUUUUCUCCUCGUCCAUCUUCCCAACUUAAAUUCCAUAUCUGGUGUGUCUUUGGCCGCUGCUGUCAUGUCUUUGAGUUACUCUACAAUAGCCUGGGCGGCUGCAACUAAGAAGGGCGUGCAGUCGGAUGUGGAUUAUAGCUUAAGCGAGAAAACCAAUUUGGGAGCUGUUUUCAACUUUUUCAGCGCGUUGGGAGAUGUGGCUUUUGCUUACGCGGGUCAUAAUGUGGUGUUGGAGAUACAAGCUACAAUUCCUUCAACACCCGAGAAGCCUUCUAAAGGACCAAUGUGGAGGGGUGUCGUUGUUGCUUAUAUCGUUGUUGCUGUGUGUUAUUUCCCUGUUGCUCUUAUUGGCUAUUGGGUGUUCGGGAAUUCAGUGCAAGACAACAUUCUCAUCUCUUUGAAUAAACCUACUUGGCUCGUUGUCAUGGCUAACCUAUUUGUUGUUGUCCAUGUUAUUGGGAGCUAUCAGGUCUUUGCGAUGCCAGUGUUUGACAUGGUUGAGACCAUGCUUGUUAAGAAACUUAGGUUCAGGCCUACUUGGUACUUGCGAUUUAUUACGAGAAACAUAUAUGUUGCUUUAACAAUGUUUAUCGGAAUCGCCGUCCCUUUCUUUGGUGGACUUUUGGGAUUCUUUGGAGGAUUUGCUUUUGCCCCAACAACUUAUUUUCUUCCCUGCAUUAUGUGGCUUGCUAUCUUCAAACCAAAGAGGUUCAGUCUCUCUUGGAUUAUUAACUGGAUUUGCAUAAUUUUGGGAGUUCUGUUGAUGAUUUUAGCACCAAUUGGCGCCAUGAGAUCCAUCAUCUUACAAUCCAAGGGCUUCAAAUUUUUCGCUUAGGGGAAGAUUUAAUCUGUUUCUUAAAUUGAAGUUUGUUUUAUCCUAAAUUAUGUUUGAUGAAUUCUUAGCAAGGAUGCUUUUGUGUGUAGUUACCAAAAAAAAAGGAUGCUUUUGUGUGUUUCGACUUUGCACUUUUUACAGUACAAAUUUUCACAAAUCAAUGUCUGUGUUAUGAUUAAUAUUUAUGAUUAUGAACAUCUAGCUAGCUAGUU
Lycium ferocissimum is the source of this 1634-nucleotide messenger RNA. Its product is annotated as lysine histidine transporter 1-like. Gene Ontology annotation, cellular component: plasma membrane. The coding region runs from base 115 to 1422 and encodes 435 amino acids. The transcript is spliced from 8 exons. NCBI's taxonomy places the organism in Eukaryota, Viridiplantae, Streptophyta, Magnoliopsida, Solanales, Solanaceae. The record is from RefSeq and is a predicted model, not a curated record.